AUUCUGAACCCUUAACUUCUGCCAUCCUUCCCAUCAACAAUACUCUCUAUCUCUCUUCUUCGCCUUCUUGCCCUUUAAUUUUGCACCAACUUUCAAUAAAAGUAUUUUAUCUUCUUCUUUUUUUCUAGUCCAUCAACUCUAUUGUGCUAAUAUAUCUCUUUGAAAAAAAGGAAAACCCUAGCUAGACCAAAAGAUUACAGUUCAUUUGUUGUGAGCUAGGCCUCUUCUCUUAUUGUGCUUUUCUUCAUUUUUUUUCUUUUUUGGUAUAUUGGGGACAUUGAAUCCUGUGACUGCCAUGGCAGAACUUUUGGGGAUCUGCAUAGAUGGGCUACUUCUUGUAUCAGCUUUCAGGUAGCUGUCUCCAGCCUGCAUCAGAUGUUAUUAACUCACUACACACCAAACACAACCACAACAAUAAGAAAAACGGCAACCAUUUUGAAGAGCCAAACAAAAACCGGCACACAAGUUUCCUCCCCAAGCUGAUAAAACCCCCUUCUAAAUCAAGCGCAGUGUCAUUUUGAGAGGUCAACAAAAUGGGACUUAAAGGUUAUAGCGCCGGAGAUAAAGUAGGAGAGAUAAUAGAGGUUCCAGGUGGUCACAUCAUUCGAGCCACUGGACGAAAAGACCGUCACAGCAAAGUUUUCACAUCAAAGGGUCCACGUGACCGGCGCGUGAGACUUGCAGCUCACACGGCGAUUCAGUUCUACGACGUGCAAGACCGGUUGCAGUAUGACCGGCCAAGCAAAGCCGUGGACUGGCUCAUCAAGAAAGCUAAAGCUGCUAUUGAUAAGCUCGAAACCACUCAAGAACCAGAGAAUACUACUACUAAACCGGGCUCUUCUUCUUCCGAGCCCAACUUGGUUGAUACUCAAACGCAGUUUGUGGCGGCCAAUCUUGAUCCUGAAGAAGCAAUGAAAACGUUCUUCCCGGCGACAACAAGCGGCGGUGGUACGAACAUGAAUUUCCAAAACUACCCUCAUCAUCAUGAUACCGACAAUAUAGUUUCAAGAACCACAACAACAACACCGAAUCUUAGCCAAGAUCUUGGUCUCUCUCUUCACCCAUUUCAAGGAAACAACAUCAGCAACACAGUAGUCCCCGAGACCAACAACUUCGCCACGGCUCAUUUCGAGACAUUCGGGAGAAUCUCUGGAUGGAACAAUCACGAUUUAACGAUGACGUCAUCGUCAUCUCCAUCCGAACAACAACAAGAGCAAGAAAGAGGUAAUGGUGGUUUCAUGGUGAACCUUCACCAUCAUCAACCAUCGAUGAUGACAUUGCUUAACAGUCAGCAACAACAAGUGUUUCUUGGUGGCCAACAACAACAACGGGGUACCCUUCAGUCCAGUUUAUUCCCUCACUCGUUUCGUUCUUGGGACCAUCAUCAUCAAACGACUUCGGACAAUCAUCAUCAUCAUCAUCAUCAUCACAAUCAAGCUUCUCCUGUGAUGUUUGCUUCUUCAUCACAGUAUGGUUCUCAUGGGAUGAUGAUGAUGCAAGGCCUCAGCUUCCCCAUCCAUGGAGAAGAAUCUACUCAACCAAACUCCUCUUCUUCUCCUCCUCCAAACUCACACCUCUAAACGCAGAGAAAGGGGUGUUUCUCAUUUCUUAUGACGCUGAGCAAAAAGGAGGAAUUAAUGAGAUGGAAGAAGAGUACGCAAUAUAUUUAUCAUUUUACCAUCUAUGACCUAUCUAUAUGUUUAUAGAUGUGUGCCUUCAGUUGUUAUGAUUCAAGACUACUAUUACUCUCUUCUUAGUAUUUUUAUUAUUCAGUUUUGCUCAUUUGUUUUAUGAUUUUAAAUUGCUCAUCAAGUUUACGAUGUUGAACGAGGUGGGCUCUUUGUGUGUGUUUUAAUAUGACCUUGUGUUGAGACAUUAAUGUUAUCUCAUUUUUGUUCUACAAGUGAGUUAUAAUUUUCAGAUUUUCUUUUUUCGUU
Molecule: messenger RNA, 1937 nt
Organism: Raphanus sativus (radish)
Lineage: Eukaryota; Viridiplantae; Streptophyta; Magnoliopsida; Brassicales; Brassicaceae
Product: transcription factor TCP10
Exons: 2
Coding region: 534-1580 (348 amino acids)
Biological process (GO): regulation of secondary shoot formation
Cellular component (GO): nucleus
Molecular function (GO): sequence-specific DNA binding; DNA-binding transcription factor activity
Source: RefSeq, a predicted model, not a curated record